This is a messenger RNA of Dracunculus medinensis (Guinea worm), 570 nucleotides long. The record is from the annotation of a GenBank genome assembly. Lineage: Eukaryota; Metazoa; Nematoda; Chromadorea; Rhabditida; Dracunculidae.
AUGGUCGGAAACGUAUUCGCAUCACAACUGCAUGUCUGGGUUGAUAUGUCUUCACAAUCUGACUCUGCGUCUGGGAUUCGAUCAUUGAUAUUUACUUGUUUUGGGUUGAUACCUUACUUUUCAUGGUACUACAGUUUUGUCAUUUUUUUGAUAUCUCAGGAAGCAGCUGCUAUAAUAGUGGCUAGAUUGGCAUCUUGGGGAGCAGUGAACGAAAAUGAUAUUUCAGAUGUAUUGCAUUGGGUUGAUCGUAGUUUGUUUGGUGAAUAUCACAAUGCACGUUUAAUUUCACACAUGUUUAUUUCUUUUGUACUCUGCUAUAGAGGCGAAUUGAAAUUUAAAUUUGAGUUUCUAAUACCAUAUGAUAUCGAUUCUUCUAAUCUUACAGAUCUCAGUUCUUUCAAUUCAACUAAUGAAACUGUGUAUUGCCUUUGUUCAAUUUUAUUUGUGCCUUUAGAUUUUUAUAGUAUUUUAGAAUGUUUUGAAAAACACGGCAAUGAUCCAGCUAAUUCUCUUUUAAUAUUCACAGCUAUCCUCGCUUGGCGUAAAUUGAAUUAUCAAGACGAUCCUUGA